UCUGUACCUCCAGCUCACUUGCUUUCCACGACGUUUGAAUGGGGGCAUGGCAUUGGCUUCGCUUGGCCGGAAUUGCUGGAGUGAGUGCGCUUACGCUUGUCCAUUGUUUCUGGUGGCCCCCACCCAAUGAGAGGCAUAUGCGGCACGAGCCCCUGGUGCCAUUGACGGAGUCCUCAGCUCCCAGUGUCAGCGUCAGCAACAUCACACCAGCCACAUUUUCCCAGCCGCAGGGGGAGCCAGGCAUCGGCAGAAGGAAGCCGGAAAGAGCAGACAUCGGCGUCGGUUUGCAGAGCCUACAGACGUUGCAGGGAAAGAAUUUGAUUCUGGCAGGUGAUUCCAACGACCGUCAGUUUUUCCGUUUUCUUUGCCAACAUUUAACUGGCCGCUUCGACGGAGUUCUGGUUGUGGACAAGAUGACCAACGAAGAACCUGGUGAAUAUCGCGGCCGGCUGACCUGGCCAGAGCAGGCGAAGACAUUAGUUUGCCACGACGAAGCUAGAAAUGCAAGCGUGGUGUUUCUUUUUCAUUAUGGCCUGUUCAGUCUUCCCCCCCAGCCGCCAUGGUACUUGGACUUUGCUAAGAGAAGAAUGGGGACGCACUUCCUGGGCAUUCAGGGCAAGGCAAAGAUUGUGCCCAGCACAGACCUUGCUAAAUUUAUUUGGCCUCAAAUCAUUCAGCAACAUUUGCCAAGCAGGCCAUUGUUGCUGCUUGUCCAGUCCUCCAUGUGGGAUGCCUUUGCAGUCCUUGAAAGUUUGACUGGCAAGCGAGUUUCACAGAUGAACAAGCUAGAUGUGCAGACUCUGUAUUCUGUUGUGUUUUCACACGAGAACUUAACGCAUUGGGGAUGGCUGCAGCGUGCCUCUGAAUUUAUUGGGAUGAUUCUAGAAGGGGUCCACAGUCAGGGCAUGCUGGCUACGGUUCUGUGGCGUACCAACCCGAACUGUCCUGCCCUGCCUGAAGAGGGCUCAGUCACGGCAAACGCCUUAUCUGGUCUUUUUGCUGACGCUGUUAGGGCAGAGAUCCUUCAAGGGUCAGCUCCUUGGGGAGAGAUUUGCCUUGUGGAUUGGCGGAAGAACUUGGAGAUCCACAGUCCGAAGCAAUGCGACAAACAUCACUACACUAAAGAGGGCUAUGCUGCGUACUUGUCCUCUCUGAAAGGGUGUGUGCUGAUUUCCCCGUUGGCUGAGCAAAAAGUGGAGUACGAGCAUGUCCCAUGUGCAUGAACGGACUUCGAUGCAUAUAUUUAUAUAUAGAGAGG
Durusdinium trenchii is the source of this 1258-nucleotide messenger RNA. NCBI's taxonomy places the organism in Eukaryota, Dinophyceae, Suessiales, Symbiodiniaceae. The record is from the annotation of a GenBank genome assembly.